Messenger RNA from Plasmodium vivax (malaria parasite P. vivax), 1495 nucleotides. RefSeq lists its product as hypothetical. The record is from RefSeq and is a predicted model, not a curated record. The transcript has a single exon. NCBI's taxonomy places the organism in Eukaryota, Apicomplexa, Aconoidasida, Haemosporida, Plasmodiidae. Bases 206 to 1495 code for a protein of 429 amino acids.
ACAAAAAAAAAAAAAAAAAAAAAUUUCAAACGCACAGCGCGAUGAAGCAAAAGAAAAUGACGCACUUUUCCAGCCAAGUUUUUUUCCUUUUUUCACCCCAAACUGCAAACGAAAAGGAAAAAUCAUAAAAUGCGAAAAAUGUGAAGCGGCGCAAAACGCAAAGCCAAAUCGCGUAACGCGGGACGAGCAGCAGGAAAAUAACAAAAUGAAGCGCGAUGGGAAGGAGGGCGCGAAAGAAAAUCCUGGCCACCUGCAAAAACGACAAAUGGUGACUCAGGGCUACCACGCGAAAUCGCCAAAUGAGGGGAAACACCAAAAGGGGGGAAACACAAACGAAGAGGAGAUGGAAAAAUUUACGAAGAAUGAACCAACCCAUCGCGACGAAUCGUCCACAUCCCGGGGAAACACGAACAUUGCCGAAUCGAAGCGGAAUCUGCAAAACCUGCUGGGGUCCUACUACUCCAGUGAUGAAGAAAGCGAAGGGGGGUCCCAACGGAGAGGGGACCUCGCGCAGGGAGAUGCCGCUGAGGAUGCCACGGAGGAUGCCCCUCACGAUGCCGCCCCGGAUGAGGAUAACACGGAUAGUCAAAGUGAGGGUGCCCCCGAUGAUGAAGGUGACGCACAGCAGGGGAAACAACAAACAGAACAGAAUAGAGGCAACCACGGGAAGACGCCAAAGGGAAAGGAGGAAGAGUCCCCCCCACCCCUGCGAAGUCCCCCCGAGGGAGAAGAAACCAAAAUGAAUUACGAAGAGGAAGAACCGGCCAGUCAACAGCAAGAUGUAAAAAAAAAAAGACGCACAUCUCCCCCGAGAUGGAAUAAGUACCAAAAAACAAGUGACAACGCAAGCGAAAAUAAAUCUCCACACAUGGCUGGAAAUGUUAACUACAAUGUAAAAAAUUGGCAAAGUUCAUUGCAUAGGGGAUGUAAUGCAGGCCCCACUUGGGGAGCCAACCCUACGCAGGUGAACUAUCAGCAGCCCCCGUGGGGAGGAAAAAGCUAUUUUCAUAAUAUAAAUUCAGGUGCAGGCAGGCAGUACCCUUAUGAUGGGAGUGGCCAGUAUGCGUAUAACUACGGCGCGCCUACUCCCCCCAAGGGAACCCCCCAAAGCGUAAGCGGCAUAGGCGGCCUAAACAGCAUUAGCAGCAUUAGCAGCCUAAACAACCUGUCGCUCACCAACUUUGGCUUCUCAACGAAGAAAGAAAUCAACGUGAGUCUGGAAAACAUCCCCGUGAUAGACCAGAGGCAAAUUCUGAGUGACUGGAAACCCACCAUCCCAGAGGAAAAAACAAAAAGCCAAAAAUACAACAUAAAAACGAAGGUGUAUAAUGCGGCCAGCAACACCUUCGAUAGGGUAAUCAUCCACGGGAAUAAGCAAAAGCGGAAGCAUCAGAUAAACUGGCUAGCAAAGGAGGCUGUGGAGAAGGAGUACGAAAUUUUGCAGAAGACCAACUACGGCAAAAGAAGGACCACGAGCGAUAAGUAUGGCUGGUAA